This is a messenger RNA of Trichobilharzia regenti, 1461 nucleotides long. The record is from the annotation of a GenBank genome assembly. Lineage: Eukaryota; Metazoa; Platyhelminthes; Trematoda; Strigeidida; Schistosomatidae.
AUGAAGAUAUCACCAGAUAGGCUUUUCUGCGAGAAAAAUGUCAGUGUGGCACAUCGAACAGACUAUAAAUCAAACCUUUUUCAGACGUCGCAUGAUGGGAAUGCCCCUCAUUUAAGGAUAGCAUUAAACAGAAGUCCUCCAACCUUAACUACUGGAAGACCAUGUCUUGCUGGUACCCAAACGUUGAAGCAUCAACAAGCCGAAGAGAAACGAAUCAGUCUGAAUUUGACCAAUGAAAGCUUCUUUAGUUUGAAUGCUCGCGAGUGUACUGAAGAGUCGAGUGGAUUUGACCACGUGUUGUCUGACCAGGGUAAUCCAAGUUAUUUUGAGAAUGAAAACAAGUAUGAAGGUAAUGGCAGCAACAAUUACAAUAAUCGGUGGGAUCCAGUUAUCAAAUCAGUGUAUCGACCCCUUGAAGCUCAAGCAAAGAACUCUAGUGUAGCUGUAACAGCUUCACCUUCGAGCUCAGGAGGGUCAACAGUUCAUUACGCUUGUGAUGACGAGUUUGAUUACGAUUCGAUGGUUGAGCAGACACAUAAGAUUGCCAGUAAGGAUUUUCAGACACUGGACGAUAAUCUAACAUUUAUAGCAAGUUAUGUGGAAGAGCUGACAGGCUGUGGUACUCUAGCAGCCAAAGGCGAAACCAUCUAUCAGUGGUCGGGGAGACUACCGCUUGCCAAUCACAAAUCUGGACCGUUUUCUCGGAAAGUAUUUCUUGGUGGGUUGCCGUGGGAUAGUACAAGCGAUAAAAUAAUGAAGGCUUUUUCUCGAUUUGGCAAAGCUACUGUCUGCUGGCCAUCAAAGGAUGGUAGCCCUAUAGAUAACAAAAGAUAUUCAAGCAGAGGCUACUGUUAUCUAAUAUUUGAAGAAGAGACUUCUGUUUCUAAACUAUUGGCAAACUGUUUCGAAAAUCCUAACAAAGCUGGAUAUUACUACAAAAUGUCAAGUCCUAAGUUCGUAUCCAAAGAUGUGCAGGUGAUCCCGUGGGUUUUAAGUGAUGAUCACUUCUCAAAGUCAACUCCCAACCCGGAGGAUACGAAACAUACUGUAUUUGUUGGAGCUCUGCAUGCAUUGAUUACCGCAGAAGCAAUCGUGAAAAUUAUGGAUGAUAUAUUUGGAAAUGUUGUUUACGCGACUUUGGAUACAGAUCGGUACAAAUAUCCUACUGGUUCUGCUAGAGUGGUUUUUUCAAGUAAUAAAAGUUAUACAAAGGCUAUUAUUGCUAAUUUUGUCAAUAUUCGAACGUGGAAAUUCAUUAAAACAAUUCAAAUAGAUCCUUAUCUAGAAGAUACGGUUUGUAGCAGUUGUGCCACAUAUCCCGGUAUAUAUUUUUGCAGAGCAUUAGAAUGUUUCAAGUAUUUCUGUCCAGCUUGUUGGUAUGUACGGCAUAAAUUAUUUGAUAAUUCCUACAUGCAUAUACCAUUACGGCGUGGAGUCAGGAUGAACAGUGAUCAUCAAUAA